CACAGAGUGAUACUCACAUAAUUAUUUAUUAUAAUUUAUAAGAUUUGACAAGACGUAGGCCUACCAUUUUUUUCAGACACGUUAAGAUUUCUUAUUUUCUUACUUCUGUAUAAAAGCAGAACCGAGAACCGAGUAUUUUGAACUCUGAACUGAACUUAAUUUAUUUGACUUAAUGUCUGAAUUUUCUGAUUAGAAUUGGAUUGUAUAAUGUUAUUAUGAAAUGUUUAGUAAAACAUUUCCUAUUUAAUAAAAAAUGAUAAUACAGUUCUUAAUAAUUUGUUCAUGUUCCAAUUUAUUCCAUUAUUUUAUUAAUAUUAACAUAAAUAUCACUUUAAAGUUUUUAGAAUAAGAAACAAUUAUGAUCAAAGCAAUAUUGGUCUUUAACAAUUACGGAAAGCCUAGACUUUCUAAAUUCUAUCAAUAUUUUAAUGAAGAUAUGCAACAGCAAAUUAUUAAGGAAACAUUUCAGUUGGUUUCCAAACGAGAUGACAAUGUUUGCAACUUUCUUGAAGGUGGAAGUCUCAUUGGAGGAUCAGAUUACAAACUGAUUUAUCGUCAUUAUGCUACACUGUAUUUCGUGUUUUGUGUAGAUUCGUCAGAAUCAGAACUUGGUAUUCUUGAUUUAAUUCAAGUAUUUGUUGAAACACUCGAUAAAUGUUUUGAAAAUGUUUGUGAGCUCGAUCUUAUAUUUCACGUCGACAAGAUUCAUUACAUUUUAAAUGAACUAGUAAUGGGUGGAAUGGUUCUAGAAACUAAUAUGACUGAAAUACUUUCAAGGAUAGAAGAACAAAACAAAUUAGAGAAACAAGAAGCGGGUCUUGCUGGUGCACCAUCUAGAGCUGUGUCUGCUAUGAAAAAUAUGAAUAUUCCACAACAGUUAAAGGAUAUGAAACUUCCAGACCUCCCUCAAGCCAUUAAGGAAUUGAAGUUCUGACAUUCAAGGAACAAAUUGGUUUGCUCUGAAGCCUAUCAUAAUUAUACAAAUUGAGUAUAUGGAAGAAUGAACAAAUAUUUGUUACUUGCUGUUUAGGAACUAACAUUUAAAUUUAGAAUAAUAUCAUUGUUCAAUCCUGUUUUUGUUCUUGUAUAUUGUUAAUUUUAUUUUGGUACAGUGUACAUUUUAACAGUUUACUGCCCAUGUCCAUAAUAUUACAUUUGAAUGUAUAAUACGAUAAUUACUGUUUAUAAUAUUCCGUUUAAAAUUUGUUACACUAGAUUAAAAUAAUAAGAUUUAUAUUUUUCUGAAUUUAUAUAAAGUUUAUAACAUAACAUAUAUUAAUUAAUUAUAAUGUAAAUUUGUUUUGAGAUUGUUAAUCUUAAUUGAAUUAAUGUUCUUACCAUCCAAAAAUAAAACCCAAUAAUUACAAAAUUAUGUGUAUAAAAUAAUUUAAUAUUGUAUAACGUAUCAUCAUAUUGUGCAACAACAACAUCAUUGUUGUUAUUAAUAAUGUGCAAAAUCACGUCAUAUCAUGGGAUAUAAUUAUUAGCAAAUCGAAUAUUGUUAAACAGGGGCGUAAGACUUAGGUCAAUAGGUCACUUGUAUAUAAGACCGACUUUAAGCCUACUGUAAGUUCUACAUUAUAAUAUUACUUAUUUAUACGUCAUACGUUUAGUAAAUGUUACUUAUUACUAUUUUGUCAUUUUUGUCCAGAUUGAUCAACAAACAUAAUCCUAAACUCAACAGGUAUAACAAGUAUUAUAAUAAAUAUUAUUACAUCAUUAGUUUUCAUAAAUAAAACAUAUAUAUCAUA
Molecule: messenger RNA, 1751 nt
Organism: Metopolophium dirhodum (rose-grain aphid)
Lineage: Eukaryota; Metazoa; Arthropoda; Insecta; Hemiptera; Aphididae
Gene: or
Product: AP-3 complex subunit sigma-1
Exons: 5
Coding region: 359-934 (191 amino acids)
Biological process (GO): Golgi to vacuole transport; intracellular protein transport
Cellular component (GO): intracellular membrane-bounded organelle; AP-3 adaptor complex; membrane coat
Source: RefSeq, a predicted model, not a curated record